Haliaeetus leucocephalus (bald eagle) is the source of this 961-nucleotide messenger RNA. RefSeq lists its product as uncharacterized. The record is from RefSeq and is a predicted model, not a curated record. Lineage: Eukaryota; Metazoa; Chordata; Aves; Accipitriformes; Accipitridae. Gene Ontology annotation, biological process: viral process. The transcript is spliced from 2 exons. Gene Ontology annotation, molecular function: nucleic acid binding; zinc ion binding. The coding region runs from base 149 to 961 and encodes 270 amino acids.
GAUUGCAUGUGCCAAUUGGGUCCCAUCGGCCACGCUAGCGUUCCCGGUCCGGGUGACGGAUGGGGGACAAAGGGUCCACUCGCCAAUAAACCCUAAGGAUGUACAAGCGAUUGUUAAAGCGAUUGCGGACAAAGGGCUUAAUUCUGCCAUGGUCUCCACCCUUAUAGAUGGUGUCUUCGGGGGAGACGACAUGCUCCCAUUCGAUAUAAAACAAACUUGUAGACUGAUCUUUGAUGGGGCAGGGGUGAUUGUUUUUAAACAAGAAUGGGAGGACAACUGUGCGAGGCAACUAGCCCAAGUAACCGGGGCAGAUCACCCGCUACAUGGCUCCAGCCUGCAGCGGCUGAUGGGUACAGACCCAACAAUGAUUACCCCCCAGGCGCAGGCCCAGGGCCUACGGGCCCAUGAAGUUAUGACAACUACUCGUGCGGCCAGAGAAGCUAUUCGCACAGCCUCUAGAGUUAUUGUCAAGCCAUUGCCAUGGUCCACAAUAAAGCAAAAUGAAAGUGAGAGCUUUACACAAUUCGUAGAUUGCCUCCAGGCAGCAAUCGACUCCUCGACCCUGCCCGCGGAAGCGAAAGGCCCGGUUGUUGCAGAUUGCUUAUGUCAGCAGUGUAAUUCGGCAACCAAAGAAAUCCUGCGAUCACUACCAGUGGGGUCAAGUAUCGCGGACAUGAUUAAGCAUGUCGCAAAAGAAGAGCAUCUAGCCCCGAUUCAAGUGGCUGUUCGUACCGCGAUAGCUAAUGUAAUGGCAUGUUUUAAAUGUGGACAGGCGGGCCACGUUGUGAGUUUUUGUCCACAGGACCGGAUUAUCGGACACCCCCGUAACCCGUACGCCCCGGUGACAAGAGAGGACGACAAGUCGACAAGCAUCCUGCCCGCACCUAGGAGUUCCGCACCGACAGAACUCAAACAACGACAAAAUAGCCCCUGCGGGGGGGGCUGCGAUGCCUUUGUGUGA